AUGGCUACUUCUCUCACUACUGAUGGCCAAUCCAGUCUGAUGCCAGGACUCGAAUCAGCCCCAGCAACCUCUUCUCGACCAGUCAAUGGGUCUUUCUACGAUCUCCCGCUCGAGCUGCGGCUCAAGAUCUACGAACUGCUCUUCUGCUUCGCCGAGCCCAUUAAGCUCAUCGAGGAUGGAACCGGCGCGAUCAAACAACAACGAGCCGAUCCAGCCGCGGAAAAGAUACCCAUUCAUCUGUUCCGAUUGAACAAGAAGGUCUACUUGGAGGCAUCCGCGGUUUUGCUCAAAUGCAAUGUCUUCGCCCUGGACCUGCCCACUCUGCGCACCGGACUGGCGCGGCCUGAGCCGAUCUUCAAGCACAUCGAGGCUCUGGAGGUUUGCUGGCCUGCACGCCCGUUCUGGGGCUACGUCCACACCGUCAAAGAAGCCGUCAGAGUGAUGCCUGAACUGCAAAACCUCGAGUUGAAAUUCGAGGACACCCUGCAACUCGCGGCUGCGUCGCUCGAGUUCGCCGGCGCUGUCAUGGCCUGUACACCUCUCAUUGGCAGUCCGGAACUUCGUCUCUCCGCUUGCAUUCUGAAGCGUGCGGGCUGGCCGAGCUACGACGAGAAUAAUCAAGACGAGUUUGCAAUCCGCAACGCCCUGGCCAAGGACGGAUCUGCCCUGAGAGAUAUCCAACCGCAGCCGGAUUACCACGUUAGCCCGCUCACCCGUUCCGUCCUGCCCGAAUUGCACCUCAUCCAGCUUACCGGCAAGCUCACGCGUCCCCUGCUCCGCAAGGUCAAGAAGCAUGUAUGCGAGAUGGGCGAGUGUACUUGGAUCAAGACCGGGGUGGGAAGCAACCAACAACUCGCCGACGGGACAAACACGGGCCGGCGCAUCCAUAUGAGGUGGGGGAAACAAGACGGUGCUGUCGUUCGUCCAGAUGUGCCAGAAGUCGACAUGCUCCAAUUUUGCCCGGAGCUCUCCGAGAAAGAGAAGAAAAAGAUGCAAGAAUUCUUCGCUUCGUAUCAAGUGGAUCGGGGCACUGGCACCUCUUCCGGGCGGGCCGAAGAUACUACCAGCGGAGAAGCCACUACCACCGGCACAGACCAAGAUGCGACCGAAGCAGAGGAGCCUCAUGCCGACGCAGACACAGACGCACAGACUCAUGUUGAGAAUGGGAAUCUCAAUCAAGAGGACAUCAAUAUGGCCACUGGUUCGCACGACCCCGAUGCAACGCGCGCGGAAUCUCCAGGGAUCGCUUAUGCAUGGCCUGAUUAUGACAGUAGUCAAGAAGAGGGCGCGCAGGCCCGCGCAGCGUCCCCACUGGCGGACUACGAGGGCUACCACUCUGACCGCGAGGGCGAUUUCGUGCGCCAGGACACCGAAGACGCCCCCGACGCAGCUUGGGCAGCCACGGUCGCCGAGAUGGCAAGUUUCGGCUUCACUCCUAUCGGUACUGGUAGCGGUAUUGGAGCUGGUGGCGGUACUGGAACAGCUGCUGGUACUGGUGGCGAUGCCUAUGGCGAUGCCUAUGGCGAUGCCUAUGGCGGUACUGGUGGCAAUGCCUAUGGCGGUACUGGUGGCAAUGCCUAUGGUGAUGCUGGUGGCGAUGCUGAUAGUGAUGGCGAUAGCGAUGCCAGUACCGAUACCGAAGUGGAUGAGUGA
Molecule: messenger RNA, 1653 nt
Organism: Cladophialophora yegresii CBS 114405
Lineage: Eukaryota; Fungi; Ascomycota; Eurotiomycetes; Chaetothyriales; Herpotrichiellaceae
Exons: 1
Coding region: 1-1653 (550 amino acids)
Source: RefSeq, a predicted model, not a curated record